AUGGCCACUGGUGAACCAUCUUCUUCUGCCAAACCACCACCACCACCAGGCUCAGGAUUCCGCAGGUCCUUCACAGUCGACGAGAAUGCACAGUUCAGACAUCGUCUGUCCCAAAGUCGGAAUCCGGGUCCACGUGUAAGGAGGAGCUCUACCUUGUCCGACUACUCCAAGGGCUUUCAGUCCUCGACAGAUGAUCUGCUUCUGCCAAAACCCAGUGCUACUGGCCAUGAAGAAUCCAGACAUGAGUCUUCUGCGUGGGACUCGGUGCCCCUGGCGUUCGCCCUUUUACCUGCCAUCGGUGGAAUGUUGUUUACAAAUGGAGGCUCCGUGAUCACAGAUGUUAUGCUCUUAGGACUGGCAGCUGUAUUCUUGAAUUGGUCUGUUAGAUUACCAUGGGACUGGUAUCACUCGGCGCAAGCAAUUCGAACACGGGAAGAGUAUAACGAAGACGCGAUUAUUCACGAGGAAAUUGAUAAUGAUAAUGAGGAAGCACUCAGUACGUCGCAGACUACAUUGGACGAAGUGCCCGAGGAAGAAGACGCCCCUCCUGCGAAGAAAUCGAAUGCUCGACUUCUAGCUCAUAAGGCUGCUACGAAAGAAUUAUUCAGGCAUGAGAUUCUGGCACUACUUUCGUGCUUCCUCUUCCCUGUCCUGGGCGCGUAUCUACUACAUACUCUUCGAACGCAAUUGACGCGACCGUCUGAAGGAUUGGUCUCAAAUUAUAACCUUACUAUCUUCCUACUUGCAUCUGAGCUACGGCCCAUGUCGCAUCUGGUGAAGCUGGUUCAGUCCCGAACUCUACAUUUACAGCGGGUGGUGAACUCGAAUCCUUACGAUGAGGCGAGUGAGAAUGAAAGCGGCGACGUGAAAGAUAUGCUGCGAAGAGUAGAGGCGCUCGAAUCACGAACCUCACUCGCCGAACCUUCACUCGCAAAGGACCCUGUGUUAAACAGCAAGCAGUCUGCCAUGCUGACAACAGAAGUCAAGAAGACGUUACAGCCCGACCUGGAUGCACUGAACCGCGCCGUACGAAGAUACGAGAAACGCGCCACCCUCCAAACAUUCCAAACCGAGUCCCGAUUACUUGACCUCGAAGCCCGACUCAGUGAUGCGAUAUCCCUAGCUGCAGCGGCAGCGAACAAUGGGCAGAAGAAUCGUGGGUUCACGGGAGUUAUCGUGGAAUGGGUAGCGACCGCUAUCGUGCUACCAAUUCAAGCUUUUAGUUCACUCGCAAUCCUGCCGUUCAAAACGAUCAAGGGCGUCGUCAAUUAUGGCAAGGUGAAGAUAUUCGGCCAUCCGCAAAUCUCAGAGAAGAGUCGAAGGACUACAAAUGGGAAGCAACCUUCACAUGGACGGGUGGGAGAUCGUUUGCAAGGCAGGGUGGCUAAGAAAUAG
This is a messenger RNA of Lachnellula hyalina, 1395 nucleotides long. RefSeq lists its product as uncharacterized. The coding region runs from base 1 to 1395 and encodes 464 amino acids. The transcript is spliced from 2 exons. NCBI's taxonomy places the organism in Eukaryota, Fungi, Ascomycota, Leotiomycetes, Helotiales, Lachnaceae. The record is from RefSeq and is a predicted model, not a curated record.